GGAAGUUCCGGCCAGGGCCUCAUCUUUCUUCAUAACAAAGAAAGUGGCAGAAUUGUGCAGUAGAGACGAUUACUUUUGUCUCCUUUUCAAAUGGAUUGAUACAGGCCGACUCAGAUUAAGUCUGAGGCUGGUAACAUCAACAGUGAGGACAAACCCAGCCUGCCUCUCUCCUUCCACACUGAGUCCAAACCUAAAACCUACAGACACUGGGUCCUAAUUGUGACAGUGAGCCCAGUUUGCACUGCAGGAUCCAGAGAUGGCAUCAGUGAAGUUGGAAGACUGCAGUCAAACACUGGAGCUGAAUGUCAACAUUAAAGAUGAAGAAGAGAAGAUUGGGAAAUCUGUUUCUCAUGGUCACCUUGAGACAUCCUCUACAUCCAGAGAGCAGAAGCAGGAAGAUCACAGAGCUAAGAGGUUUCACCACUGCCCACAUUGUGAGGAGAUUUUCCCAUAUCUAUCAAAGCUAAAAAUACACCUAAAAAAACACACAGGAGAGAAUCUAUAUUCCUGUACUGACUGUGAGAAAAGAUUCACAACAUCACAUUCUCUGACAGUUCAUCAGAGAGUGCACACAGGUGAGAAGCCUUACUCCUGCUCUGCCUGUGGGGGGAGAUUCUCUCGACGGAGCCACUUAAAGAGACACCAACAUAUACACACAGGACAGAAGCCUUACUCUUGCUCUGACUGUGGAAAAUGCUUCGCAACAUCAUCUGACCUAACAGUUCACCAGAGAACACACACAGGAGAGAAGCCUUUUUCUUGCUCUGACUGUGGGGGGAGAUUCUCUCAACUGAGCAGUUUAAAAAAACACCAACAUAUACACACAGGAGAGAAGCCUUACUUCUGCUCUGACUGUGGGAAGAGUUUCUCCCUAUUGGAUACCUUAAAAGCACAUGCACGUAUACAUACAGGAGAGAAGCCUUACUCCUGCUCUGACUGUGGGAAGAGGUUCUCUCAACGGAGCAACUUAAAAAUACACCAACGUUUACAUAAAGGAGAAAAGCCUUAUUCCUGUUCGGACUGUGAAAAGAGUUUCUCCCAAUUGGAUAAGUUAAAUAGUCACCAGCGAAUACAUACAGGGGAGAAGCCUUACUUCUGCUCUGACUGUGGGACUUGUUUCAGCCAAAUUGAUACGUUAAAAUGUCACCAGCGAAUACAUACAGGAGAGAAGCCUUACUCUUGCUCUGACUGUGGGCAGAGUUUCUCUCAACACAGCAGCUUAAAGAAACACCAACGUAUACACACAGGAGAGAAGCCAUACUCCUGCUCUGAAUGUGGGACGAGUUUCUCUCUACAGGACAGCUUGAAAUCACACCAACGUAUACACACAGGAGAGAAGCCUUACUUCUGCUCUGACUGUGGAAAGAAUUUCUCUCGACACAGCAGCUUAAAGAAACACCAGCGUAUACACACAGGAGAGAAGCCUUACAUCUGCUUUGAAUGUGGGAAGAGUUUUACAACAUCAAGUGCUCUGACAGUUCAUCAGAGAGUGCACACAGGAGAGAAGCCAUACUCCUGCUCUGACUGCGGGGGAAGUUACUCUCGACUUGGAAACUUAGAAACACACCAUCGUACACAUACAGGAGAGAAGCCUUACUCUUGUUCUGACUGUGGUAAAUGCUUCACAACAUCAAGUGCUCUGACUGUUCAUCAGAAAACACACACAGGAGAGAAGCACACCAACAGAUACACACAAGCCGAGAGUUUUGCAGAUUAAAAUCUUACGUUUUCGGUGGAUUGACAAUGGACCCGUAUUAAAGUAUCCUUUUUUUGGUAACAGUUCUCUCAAACCAGCUGUGAUUAAAGUCACUCCAUCACUUAAUUCUCAUUAAAGAAGUGGUAAGUGAAUUGGAUCAAAUGAAGAAAGUGUAGAACACUAUUGUAAUCCUGUUGUUUCUCACUGUGAGAGAACAAUGCAGAGGAAAAGGAGCAUUACAGAAUGUUAGCCUCUCUUUACUGAUCAGUGUGCAUCUUGUCAGUGUUGGUGUUUUGUUAGCGUCUACUGCAAAGAUAUUGAGAUGACCUUGGAUUGGCCCUUAGUGUUGAAUAUCCUCUUAGGUUUCUCUUGUUGAAACAAUGGAGUCUGAUGGUUGACUGGAUAGUACUGCUUCCCUCUGUAGUUUUCUGUUGGAAUGAGCAAGUACACACAGCAUGUAUGAGAUAGAGAUGGUGUGAUGAUCAGUUUUCAGCAUAUAUAUAUAUAUAGAGGAGCACAGUUAGCUCUGGAUAACAUGACAACAGCCUAACCAGCUAGGGCGAGUAAAAUGGUCAGUUGGGUGUCCUCUCAUUUGUGACUGGAUGUAGCUAGCAAGCAAGCCAAUUUUAGCCAGUUAGCUGUGGACGAUGCUGAAUGGGCAAAGAAGAGCUCUCCAGUAGGUACCAAAACAUUCAAAGGCCAUUUUCUCAGAAGUGAGGUUACAAGUAUCAAGUUAAUGGCCGAGCUGGUCGCCCGGCCAAACUGAGAUAUUGGGGGAGAAGGACCUUUGUCAGGGAGGUGACCAAGAACCCAAUGGUCACUCUGACAAAGCUCCAGAGUUCCUCUGUGGAGAUGGGAGAACCUUCCAGAAGGACAACCAUCUCUACAGCACUUUGCCAAUCAGCACAUGACUUCCCGCUUGGAGUUUGCCAAAAGGCACCUAAAGGACUCUGACCAUGACAAACAAGAUUCUCUGGUCUGAAUAAACCAAGAUUGAAUUCUUUGGCCUGAAUGCCAAGCUUCACAUCUGGAGGAAACCUGGCACCAGCCCUACGGUGAAGCGUGGUGGAAGCAGCAUCGUGCUGUGAGGAUGUUUUUCAACCGCAGAGACUGGGAGACUAGUCAGGAUCGAGGGAAAGAUGAAAAGUACAGAGAUCCUUGAUGAAAACCUGCUUCAGAACGCUCAGGACCUCCGUCUGGGGCGAAGGAUCACCUUCCAACAGGACAACACAGGGAUGGCUUCAGAACAAGUCUCAAUGUCCUUGAGUGGCCCAGCCAGAGCCCAGACUUGAACCCGAUCGAACAUCUCUGGAGAGACCUGAAAUUAGCUUUGCUGCGACGCUCCCCAUCCAACCCGACAGAGAUUGAGAGGAUCUGCAGAUAAGAAUGGGAUAAACUCACCAAAUACAGGUGUGCCAAGCUUGAAGUAUCAUAACCAGGAAGACUCAAGGCUGUAAACACUGCCGAAGGUGCUUCAACAGAGUAAAGGGUCUUAAUGUAUUUAACUAUUUUAUUUUUUUGCAAACAUUUCUAAAGACCCGUUUUUGCUUUGUCAUUAUGGGGUAUUGUGUGUAGAUUACGUAACGCAAAAUGUGGGAAAAAGUCUAGGUAACUGAAUACUUUCCGUGUGUGUGUGUGUGUGAUGUGGUUGCCUACCUUGUUCAGUUAAUAAAGUCAACGCAGUAUUAAGAUGAUCCAUAAUGGGUUAUGCAUAAUAA
This is a messenger RNA of Oncorhynchus kisutch (coho salmon), 3414 nucleotides long. Its product is annotated as zinc finger protein OZF-like. Gene Ontology annotation, biological process: regulation of transcription by RNA polymerase II; embryo development. The transcript has 3 exons. NCBI's taxonomy places the organism in Eukaryota, Metazoa, Chordata, Actinopteri, Salmoniformes, Salmonidae. Gene Ontology annotation, cellular component: nucleus. Gene Ontology annotation, molecular function: DNA-binding transcription factor activity, RNA polymerase II-specific; RNA polymerase II transcription regulatory region sequence-specific DNA binding. The coding region runs from base 257 to 1717 and encodes 486 amino acids. The record is from RefSeq and is a predicted model, not a curated record.